Messenger RNA from Olea europaea var. sylvestris, 2480 nucleotides. RefSeq names its product mucin-5AC-like. Gene Ontology annotation, biological process: cortical microtubule organization. The transcript is spliced from 5 exons. The coding region runs from base 502 to 2193 and encodes 563 amino acids. The record is from RefSeq and is a predicted model, not a curated record. Gene Ontology annotation, cellular component: cortical microtubule. Lineage: Eukaryota; Viridiplantae; Streptophyta; Magnoliopsida; Lamiales; Oleaceae.
GUAUUAAUGCUACCCCACUCUCACCAUCUCUUUCUCAUCCAAAACCAAUUACAAAAAACUUGAAUCGUCCCAUGAGAUUCGCCGCGCUUCUCUUCUAAUUUACACUCAUUGCCACUCUCUUCCGAUCUUCAAAUCUAUUCGAACUAGCCCUCGCAUUUCAGGUUCAUUUACCCCUCUUUCUCCAUCUACGUUUACUCAAAUAUAUAUACACCGUAUCUAUAGAUUCCCUGGGUUUGACAACAUUUAACUUGUUGGAAAUGUUUUUAGAUAAAUGAAUGUGUAAUGCGGAGUCGGGAUUGCUUUUUCAGCCGAGUUUCGUUUCCAAUUAUUUAGCUUGAUUCUCGAUCUGCAAAGUUAGCGUUUUCAAUUUAUUUGUCAAGAAAUGGGUCUGGAGAAAUGCGGGGUUUUAUGAAGCUUGAAUGGUUCAGAAUGAGGAUGGAAAGUUGAGGAUUGUUUUUUUUUACUUUUUAGGGUUUGGUUAUUUUUUAUAUAUUUAUUGGGAUGAAUCGGAGUUUUAGGGCACCGGAGAGGGAACAAAUGGGGAAUCUGAGACUGAAGGACAACAAGGAUGAGGAGCUGGCAUUGUUUCAAGAAAUGCGCAAGCGCGAAAAGGAACGAAAUAAUCUUCUUCUUCUUUACAACUCCGACGAGUUUGAUGCUCCACUUGGAUCAAAGAUUGGUAGUACUCCCAUUUUUAAUAUAACUGCAGGUACACCUGCACCUCUGCGGAAGACUGGUGCUGAUGAAUUUCUUAAUUCUGAUGGUGAAAAAAAUGACUAUGAGUGGCUUUUAACACCUCCAGGCACUCCUCUUUUUCCUUCACUAGAGAACGAAUCGCAGAAAACUGUUAGGAACCAGCUGGAAACUCUGAAAAUCCGGCCCUCGGCGCUGAAAUCUAGACUAGCAAACUCCCAGCCUGAGCAAGCUAGUAGAAGCAAUUUAUUAUCUAGACAGCCAACUUCAUCUCUUGGAUUAAAUACUUCAACUGGAGGACUCCGCAGGCCCUCUUCAUCUGGGGGUCCUGGAUCAAGACCUGCAACACCAACUGGGCGUCCAACACUGAGCUCAACAUCUAGAUCCACUUCGACUUCAGCAACUGAUAAACGUACAUUGUCCACUUCUUCCAAAUUAACCUCUGCCACAUCAUCUAAAGCAAUAUCGACCGCAUCGUCUAGACCUUCAAGAACUUCAACACCUACUUCCCGUGGCACCUUGCCUUCAGCUAAGCCCAUAGCUCCGCCUAGAUCUUCUACACCUACCUCGAGGUCUACAAUAAGAUCCUCAACACCUACAACCAGACAAUCUUUACCUGCACCAAAGUCUAUGUCAAGGGCAGCAACCCCGACUCGUAGGACAUCAGUGUCAAGUGCCCCAGUUAAGUCCCCAACCUCUUCUUCAGUUAUAAAGCCUGCUACCUCUACAGCAAAAAAUCCAGUGCCGGCAGUGUCUAAUUCUCCAACUAUGAGGCCCAAACCAUGGAAACCCUCAGAUAUGCCUGGAUUCUCCCUUGAUGCUCCACCAAAUCUGCGGACAUCUCUGUCUGACAGGCCACCUUCUGUCACAAGGGGAAGACCUGGAGGACCGAGUUCUAGAUCUUCAUCUGUUGAACCCAGUUCAAAUGGAAGGGUUAGACGACAGUCAUGUUCUCCAGCAAGAGGACGACCUCCCAAUGGCAUUACUCGUAGCAGUGGAAGCUCUGUCCCCGUGCCUGCUGUAAAUCGAUUGCAUGCCAAGGCUAAUGACAACGUGAGCCCUGUUCUAUAUGGAACUAAAAUGGUUGAGAGGGUAGUAAAUAUGCGGAAACUGGCUCCACCCAAGAAAGAUGACAAACACUCACCAAUUAGCAACUUAUCUGGAAAGUCUUCAUCACCCGACAGUUCAGGCUUUGGGAGAACGCUUUCAAAGAAAUCGUUAGACAUGGCAAUAAGGCAUAUGGGCAUAAGGCGAACAGUUCCAGGCAAUUUACGCCCGCUAAUGGCUAAUAUCCCAGCAUCCUCUGUUUAUAGUGUGAGAUCAGGGCAUACCAAAAGCAGGACAGUUAGUAUGUCUGAUUCCGCACUUGCUACAAGCAGUGCUAGUUCUGAAGUGAGCAUCAAUAACAAUGCCAUUUGCGUUGAUGGAAGUGAUGGGGAUGACGAUGUUAGCAGUGAUAAGCGUCCCCAAUCUUCUGCCAGCAUACGUAGCAGGAGAUGAUUGUUGACUCUACCAUAAUAUACAUAUAUUAACCGUUGACUUCUACUCUGAACUUUUGGUUUGAAGAAAAUUCAGACAAUUGAGAGAUGAUCAUUCUCCACUGAAGAAGGUUAGUGUAUAUUUUGAUUCAAAAGUUAGAUGUAUAAUUUGAAAUCUGUGUCAUCAUUAGAAACUUGGUUCGUAUGCUAAACCUUCUUCCAGUUUGUUGUUUAUUUUGUGAAUUGAUUAAAUUGAACAUGUAAACCCUUUUCUUGGGACGUUAAAAUCAAUGCCUACUUCAAUUUUUU